Patella vulgata (common limpet) is the source of this 3726-nucleotide messenger RNA. Its product is annotated as homeobox protein 4. Bases 118 to 2223 code for a protein of 701 amino acids. The transcript has 2 exons. NCBI's taxonomy places the organism in Eukaryota, Metazoa, Mollusca, Gastropoda, Patellidae. The record is from RefSeq and is a predicted model, not a curated record.
AGGUUCAAAAACACAGCUAGCGCGACUGCAAGAAGAGGAAAUGUUUAUUUUGUAAUUUCCUUGUCGGAUUUCAUUAAUUCAAGACAAAAGAAGUUCGAUUUUGUUUAGUCCGCCAAGAUGGAGAAAAAAAAGAGAAGACGAUCCAUUCGAAAUUUACGGCGACAGUCCAUUAAUUCUUUUAAUAAUGAAGGAGGUCUAAAUGAUACUUCAGUGAUUGAUGACAGUACAUUAUUUAAUGGCAGUGGCUUAACAGACAGUGGAAAUAUUUUUGGAACUGUUUGGAUGGAUACUCAAGAGGAAAGUUUGAAAGAACAGCGCAAGAAAAGGCGGUCAAGUAUUCUACUACAGAAGCCACUUCUUAAAUUGGACACAAGUUCCCUUGAACUCGAAACGAUGCGGGCGGAUAUCACCACUGAAAAAUCACCUACAAUUUUAACUGUCAGUCCUGAUUUAAUGAAAUUCACUGACAACAAACAACAAUCACCUCUCAUAACCCCUGACCAAAGCUUUAAUAAUAAUCUAAAUAUGGCAUUUGUGGGCGAUUUCACAACGCCAGUAUUAUGCCAAUUAAACACUUCAACUAAGAAAGUUUAUCCAGUCACACCAGAUGUUGACGAAGAUAUUUUAGCUGAUUCACCGUAUUCUGUUUUUUCUCCAUAUGCAACUCCUGUUACUAGUCAAAAAAUUUUGUGUACUGCAGAAAAUUUGACACCUUCAAGUAGUUGGACAAUUAAUGAAAAUGUAUCUCCAAAUUGUUUUAUAACUUCAAACCCAAAUACUCCUUAUUUAGAAACUUCUGAUGCCUUAACUAAAACUACGGAAAGCAUAGACAAUUAUAUGAAUUUAACAAAUGAUGAACCAGCAGAUAUCACUUUGAAUAAUUCUUAUGAAAACAACUCAUACGAAGAACAUAAUAAUUUGUCAGUUAACAAGCUCAUUAGUAAGAUUAAUCCUGAUAACUUUAAUAAUAGUCCAAGCAAUGCUACUAAUCCCAGCCACUUAUCAUACCAAUUAGACAAGCUGAACACAGAAACUCCCACAAGUGACCCAGUGUUGACACCAAUCAAUGAAGACAAAUGCCACAAUUUGAGUUUAUCAUCAAACCAAGCAAUAGAUGAAACAAACUAUCAAAUUGAACAAGACAGCAGUAAGGAAACAGAAGAAAACACUGAAUCUAAAAAACUAAUAUCACCUUCAAGUAUAUCAGAAAGUUUGGAUAACAUUGCUUCAGGUGCUAUGGGGUUAUUCAACACUUUAGUCCGCAAGAUUUCAAUCAGACGUGGUAAAAGUCAGAAGAAAACACUGAAACGAUUGAAAGCAGAUAAAAAUUUGGAAGGAAAAACUACUGAUAUCGGCAAUAAUGAACAGGCUGAGAAAAAUCCUGUUAAUGUCGAACAAAAAGUGGAAACCAAUUCUAAUGAUUUCAGCUGUACUGCACCUGUAAAUCAUGGAGGAGAAACCUUUGAUACAAAGCAAACGAUGGAAGUGGAUGAGAAACAUGACAAUUCGACAAAUGUUUUUAACAACUGUGUAGCAAUAUCUCCAGUGAUAUUACCUGACUCGGAUACCUAUCCCAGUCAAAAUGUAGAUAUGAUCGAUUGUGAAUUAGACAAUUUCAAUAUGACAAGUUUAGCAGAGAGUAUAGAUUCUCAAAAAGAAAAUGAAAUGAAAAAUAAAAGAAGAUCGCGGCGCCAAACAGCUGAAUAUUACAUCAGCGCCGAGAGUGGUAACAGUGCAAAUGAAGAGACUGGAAGCUCUGACAAUACCGCUGAGGAAUCGAAUGUGCGGAAAUCAAAGCGAACAAGGAGGAAAUCUCUUGAUAUUUAUCAAGCUGGUCAAAUAUAUGAAGAAGAAGAACCACCCCAGAAAUUUUUCAUUUCAAGGUUUGUCAAAUACAAUCGCCCCAAGAAGCCAGUUACAGAAAACCUUGAAGAUCUUUACAUGAACAAGAAUUAUAAAGCACCAUUAGAAAAGACAUGGGAGACAAUAUAUGAAUCACCUGGUAAAUCAAAGCAACCGUGUCAGCUGAUCAGUAAAAAGAGGUUUAGACGAGUUGUUGAUUUUGAUGGUUUCGUUCCAACAAAGUAUAAAAGAAGGCUACAGAAAGCCUCAAAUAAUGGUUGGGAUGUAACUGGCAAAAAGAACAAUACACUAACUGAUGAUUUUGUGCAAAAUAAACUUUCCGAACUUUAUAAUUAUUUAGAUUCCUCAUUUGAAACGUGACAUAUUUCUUAAUGUUUUAAACAUGUUGUAUGGUUUUAGUAUUACAUAAUGUGUUCAUGUGAAAGGUAAAAACUGUAGUAUUCUUUCAACAUGUACAUUUUUUACGUAUAAAUCGACCGCUCGGACGAUUUAGCUGCUGUUGGCGUAUGUUUUGUUGCCUGGCAACCUAUCUUUAGAACCCUCAAACGACAAAAAUUAUAAUGUCAUCUGUAUGAAAUUGUCUAUUAAAUUCCCCUAAUUACCUACAAAAGAAUAAAUAUGCGACAGCCCUUGUCGACUGCUCGGACGAUUUAGCUGGUGUGAGCGUAUGUUUUGUAUUAUGAUUUGUAUUUUAAACUGUACCCUGAAGUUCUCAUUAGAAUUAGUCCACAUUUCUGAUGUCUGGAUAAGUUAAUUAAUGUCUAAUUAAUAAUUUAGAUAACAUUUCAGACCUAAAGAAAGACCUGCAAUAGGCAUAUUUAGCUCUUGCAUAAUGUAUGUUUAACCUUUCAAACAAGUAAACAUUUUUUUACAUGUAAAACUUGGAACUAAUUUUCUGUCUUUGCCAGCUUGUUUACUAAUUGAAAUAUUUUUGAUGUUUUUAGCCUUAAACAAACUACAACGACUAUUCUUUACUUCCCAUAGUUAAAGAUUACUCUCUUGUAAUUUGUAAGCAAGUGACAGUAUUACAGGUAGAGAUGGGCUGAGGUGAUUGUUUGAAGGGGUUCAAUCACAGACAACCCAAGUUCAAAUUUACGAUGUGUGUUCAGAUUUUAGGUAUAUAAAACCUUUGGAAGAACGUUUUUGUUGGUUAAGAACCAUGACUUUAUUAUAAUAUGAAUGUUACUAAACUGCAUACCGGUACAGUAUAUAUUUGUCCUAGAUUUUUAAUAUCUCUACUUGAUGAGGAAUAAACUUGAAACUUAAAGGUGCAUUAUGUAAGAGAUAAAUCUGCCUAUUGCAUGUCUUUCUUUAGGCCUUACAGGUUGUUAUAUAAAUUAUUAAUUAGACAUUUAUUAAUUUGCCAAGACCAUAAUCAACUCUCAAUGCCAUUGGAUACUCUAGAUUUUCAAUGGAUUUAAACACAAUUGGCACAGAGUCUGCCUGUUGCAGGUCUUUCAUUAGGCCUUAAAUGCUGUUAUAUAAAUUAUUAGACAUUUAUUAAUUUACCAAGUCCAUAAUCAACUCUUUAUCUAAAUCUUACAUAAUGCAUCUUUAAUAUUCCCAAAUAAAAUGGUUUCACAUUGCAGUAGCCAUUAACCUUUUUGAUCCUACUCAAAUUUUACUCAAAUAUUUAUAAUCAUUUUAAAUAACUCUCUGUAUUCUUUUUGGAACAUCUAUGGAGAGUUACCAGUUAGGGUAAUCCUAAAGUUGAGUAACACAAAAUAUAAUUGUUAUAUAAUGUAAUCUUUUAUUAUUCAAAAUAUACAUAAGUCUUUGUUAGUGAUGCAUUUUAAUAUUGAAGACAUAAUGAAUACUUGUACAAAUCAGUGCUGAAAUUGUUUAUAAAAAAAAAAUAAUUUA